GGGACAGGUUGUUGUGCCUUGGCUUGACUGGCCUUCCUCGGCAUCCUCCACCACCACCACCUUACCCCACACGCCGCCUCCGCCACGAUGGCCCCGCUGCACAACAUCCAGCAGCAGAUCUACGACGAGCGCGCAGGCAAGCGCUACCUCGUGCUCUCAAGCUACGGCGACGCGUGGGACGUGGUGGUCUUCGCCGCGAGUCCGAGUCCGGACAAGCCGCCGUCCGCGUGGGCGGGCAUCGGGGAUGCGACGGGGCGCGAGAGCGAGAUCGCGGACGCUAUCAGCGCGGGGAUGCUGCAUGCCGAGUCGCGCCCGAACGGGGGGCUCAAGGUGGGUGUUGAACAAGCGUUUGAGCUCACCCACCAGCUCUUCGUCCACGUCCCCAAGCCCGCUGUGAUCGUCUACCUUGACGCCGAGGACGUGGGGAAGCAUACCACCGCGCUGCUAGACGGCGCGCUCAACCUCGUGUCCCGCCCCGCCGCAUCAGGAGACGGCCAACUCCGCGCGCUGCAAGUCCAGCUCGAGGACAAGGAUGCCGAGAUCGCUGCGCUGCAAGCCAAGCUGCUCAACCUCAAGGCCACGGCCGCACGGCAGGGCGACGGAGGCCGCUUCGCCACUGGCAGUAAAGGAAGCCCGACGAAGAAGGCCCCACCACCGAAGAACGCGAGCAUGCUCCAGCCCAACCAGAAGCGGCGUAAGCUCGUGCAGGACCACUUUGCGAGCUCGAGCGACGACGAUGACGACGACGAUGAGGAUGAUGAGGACGAGGAUGACGAGUAA
Molecule: messenger RNA, 780 nt
Organism: Vanrija pseudolonga
Lineage: Eukaryota; Fungi; Basidiomycota; Tremellomycetes; Trichosporonales; Trichosporonaceae
Exons: 6
Coding region: 88-780 (230 amino acids)
Source: RefSeq, a predicted model, not a curated record